AUGGCUAUAUUUCUAUUCAAGUAUAUCCGUGGAAAACUUCGAGAACGCGAAGCCCAAAAAGCCGUUCCUACCACAGAUGAUUCUCACUUGGUGCCUGAGUGCAUAUCAGCGCAUGAACUUCAAGACGGCGUGAACAAUCACAAUCACACAUCCUCCCAAGAUUCAACAGGAAGCCAUAUCAACUUCCUCGCCUCAGAAGAGGUGACACAAAGAAAAGCUCAAGACCGCAAAAACAAGAUUCGACAGUGGAAGUUGUUGUUAGGACUUGUGUUACCAAACUUCCUAGCUGCCAUGGAUGUCACUAUCGUCGCUCCAGCAAUUCCGCUCAUAUCAUCCCAUUUCGACAAGCUCUCCGGAAGCUUUAAUUGGAUCGUAGCAGCCUACACCUUGACAUUCACCACAUUCAUCCCGAUGUCUGGGCAAUUAGCAGACAUCUACGGCCGCCAUUUUUCUCUGCAAUUCGAAAUGUUCUGGAUCAUGAUAGGCAGUGUACUCUGCGCCUCUGCUCAAUCCUGGGGCAUGCUGCUUGUAGGAAGGGCACUGCAAGGGUUAGGUGCUGCAGGCAUCAUGAGUUUGAGCCGGAUUAUAUUGUCGGAUGGUACGACACUUGCUGAGAACUCGAGUAGCAAUUCCAUCUUGUCGUUGAUCAGUGGGUGCAGCUACGCGGUAGGACCCGUUAUAGGAGGACACCUCGCAGAUUCAGGCUGGCGCUAUAUAUUCGUGCUCCCCAUCGGAGUCGCAGUCCUCGCCAUGGUCCUCAUCGCGCUCCUCAUGCGCAAAGAACUCGUUCAAGGCCGCGCAACCACUCAAUCCCCAACCUCACAGCACAAAACUUAUAUGUCCGGCCUCGCAAUCAUCGACUGGCCGGGCCUCAUCACAUUCAUUCUAGGUGUCGGUUGCAUCAUCCUCGCCACACAAUGGGGCGGAACCCAAUACGCCUGGUCCUCUCCCGCCGUCAUCCUCCCCCUCGCCAUCGGCACCAUCUUCUGCAUUCUCUUCUUCACCCACGAGUACCUCCUCGCCCCCAACCGUGCCAUGUCGCGCUUUUUCCCCCGCCAAAUCCCUAUGAUCCCAUCGACCCUCUUCCGCAAAAAAGACACGACACUCCUCAUGAUGAUCAACUUCUCCGCGGGAAUCAGCAUGGUCUGCGCGUUUUACUUUAUUUCGUAUUACUGGCAGCUUACAGAGGGGUACUCGCCUAGUCAGGCUGGCGUGCAGUUGUUGUACUACACACCCGGUCUGGGCGUGGGUGUCUACUCCGCGGCUAUCAUGUGCAAUGUAUGGCCAGGCCAGACGUUCUUUCCUCUCUUUAUCGGUUCCAUAGUCGAGGCUGCGGGACUCGCGCUGCUCACUUACUCUGUAUCGAUCCGGAAUACUGUCAUGGUUAAUGUCUUUCUCGCUGUUUCGGGAGCAGGUACGGGAUUGCGCUUUAUGCCUGUUGCGCUGCAUGCGGCGGGUGUGUGGUCGACCCGCGUACCCAGUAUGCAGUCGCUGCUUUCUUUUAUGCUGCCGUUGGGCGAAACGGUGGGUAUCUCCAUGAUGGGAAGUGUGUUUUCUAAUAAGCUUUCUACUUUCCUGGCUCAGAUUGCCCGGCGUGCAGAUGGUGCGGCGCUGGGUGGCUCUGGGAUUCCGAGUUUGGAACUGCUGGAUAGUCUUCCGACAGUGGUUAAGAAGGAGGUGCAGGAUGCGGCGGCCAAGGCUGUCAUGUGGGCGUUGAUUUCCGUGCUGCCGUUUAUGGGAAUAGCGGUUAUUGCGGCAGUGUUUCUGGGGAAUGUGUGGAUUGGGAAGGCGGAGAAAGAGGCAAAGGAUGGGAAGAUGGGACGAAAGGCGGAGAAAGGAAAGGUCAUGUAUGGGGUUUACUUAUUUGCAUUGUGUAGGGGGAGUGUGGACGAGCAGAAAAGAAAUCUGGACGUUGAUAUGGAGCGUAAGGAGGUGAAGGUGGAGCAAACGUAG
This is a messenger RNA of Bipolaris maydis ATCC 48331, 1953 nucleotides long. RefSeq names its product major facilitator superfamily domain-containing protein. Gene Ontology annotation, biological process: transmembrane transport. NCBI's taxonomy places the organism in Eukaryota, Fungi, Ascomycota, Dothideomycetes, Pleosporales, Pleosporaceae. Gene Ontology annotation, cellular component: plasma membrane. Gene Ontology annotation, molecular function: transmembrane transporter activity. The record is from RefSeq and is a predicted model, not a curated record.